Messenger RNA from Scedosporium apiospermum, 1377 nucleotides. RefSeq lists its product as uncharacterized. The transcript is spliced from 6 exons. Bases 1 to 1377 code for a protein of 458 amino acids. The record is from RefSeq and is a predicted model, not a curated record. Gene Ontology annotation, molecular function: iron ion binding; oxidoreductase activity, acting on paired donors, with incorporation or reduction of molecular oxygen; monooxygenase activity. NCBI's taxonomy places the organism in Eukaryota, Fungi, Ascomycota, Sordariomycetes, Microascales, Microascaceae.
AUGAAUCCUUCUCAAGUCCACUCGCUGAAUCACCUUUUUGGAAUGCAGUUGCCACCAUUAAGCAAGAAUAUUUGGGUUGCGGCGGGCAUCCUCUGCGCAGCGGCAAUCUACCGCCUGCUAAAGAUCGGCAGUCGUGAUCCACGAAUGCCCAAAGGUCCCCCAACCGUUCCUAUCCUGGGCAAUUUUCAUCAGAUACCGUCUUCUGGCCUAUAUUCGAAGUUCCGAGAUUGGGCAAAGGAGUAUGGAUCAGUCUUCUCGCUCAAAUUUGGUCCCUCUAACAUCAUUGUUCUCUGCGAUCGAAAAGCUAUCCAUGCACUCUUGGACAAGAAGGGCGCCAUCUACUCAGAUCGACCAGCCAGUUACGUAGGAAAGCUGUUGACGCAAGGUGACCACAUCGCCCUAGAACAAAUGGAUCCCAUCUGGCGAGAGAAACGCAAAGUCAUCUCGCACAACUUCUCGCCCAAGAACCUGGAUGAAAAGCAUUUUCGAGUCCAAGAAGCCGAGGCGGGUGUACUCCUCAAUGAUCUUCUAGAGAAUCCCGAAGGCUUCUUCAACCAUGUCCGAAGAUAUACUGCAUCAUCAGCUUCUGUCCUUGCUUUCGGCCACCGAGGACGUACUUUUGACUCUUUCUGGGGCCAUGUCGUCUACGAUGUCAUGGAUAGGUGGACCGAAGCCAUGGAACCUGGAGCCAACCCUCCCGUUGACGAGUACCCGAUCCUCAAAUUAAUUCCGAUGCGAUUCGCCUACUGGAAGCGACGCGCAGUUUCCGCAGGCAAAGUAUUUGAUUCCAUGUGGGGCAAAGCCCGCAGUAUUGUCGAUGACCGCCGCUCUAGGGGAGACAAGCGCGAUUGUAUUAUGGAUCGUCUGCUGGACGAGUACAACAGAAAAGGGUGGCCCAUGUCCCAGCAUGCAUUUAACAACCUUGUGGGAGAGGUAGUUGAAGGCGCCGCGGAUACUACUGCCGCUCAAAUUUUGACACUUAUCUUGGCUUUUGCAAAGCAUCCUCACGUUCAACGAAAGGCUUGGGAGCAGAUCGAUAAGGUCUGCCUACCCACGAGGAUUCCGACAUUUGCUGACUUCAAUAACAUUCCCUACAUCAACCAGAUUGUGAAGGAAGGGAUGAGAUGGAGGCCAGUCGCCGUCACUGGGCUCCCGCAUCGGGUUCGUGAAGACGACUGGUAUGAAGGGAUGCUUAUUCCCAAGGAUUCUACGCUCUUCGUACCCGUGUGGGCUCUACAUCACUCCGAAGAAUUGUUCAAAGAUAACGAUACUUUCGACCCGGAGCGAUACGCAAACCAUCCCAAGCUGGCAAAUGACUAUGCAGGGAGCCCAGAAUGGAGCAACCGAGAUAAGUAUCCCAACGCCGUAUCAGGCUGA